AUGCAGCAGCAGCUUGCCUGGGGUAACAAGAACGUCGAUCCUAAUUUGAUUAUCACCGCGCCGGAGUUUUAUUCCAAAAGGUUCAACAGCGGCCUUUACCAACCGAACCAACUGGCCUGGGGCGAUACCAACCUGUGGCAAAUCGGAGUGCCUUCCAUUAAUCCUGCUAAUGUGAAGAUUUCUUCGUUUGCGGCUGCACAGGCGCUCAUCGAGCACUUUGAUAACCGCACGAUGUACCCCAAGAUGAAGAACGUCACGCUGAUCGGCCACAGUGGGGGCGCGCAGUUUGUCAGCCGCUACGCAUCUGUGGUGCCGACUGAUCCAAAGCACGUCUCUGUUCGUUACGUGGUUGCGGACCCCAGUUCGUCGGCCUACUUUACGCGCGACCGUCCGGUGACGGACCCCGCGUACGUGGACAAGAACAACUGCUCGCUGUACGCCAAUUGGCGCUAUGGCUUCAACGAUUUCGAGCUUGCGCCGUACAGCGGCAAGACCGCCAAGACCUACUUUUCCAACUACGUCUCGCGCGAUGUGGUCAACUUGAACGGACUGUUGGACACCGAGCUCAACGGUGACCAGCAGUGCAUGGCCCUCAUCCAGGGCGGUUCGCAACGUAUUGGGCGCAACCUCGCGUGGUGGAAGUACAUCAAUCUCCUGGCGCGCACGGACGAGGACGUCUCCUUGUUCCCCGGCAACUUUUCGUCGAGCCUGCCCGACUGGAGCGGGGCGUUUGACGGCGACUUUAAUGUCAAGUUGUCGAUUGUGGCCAAUGCCACCCACGAUGUUGGCGAGGUGUUUAGCAGUCCUCAGGGCUGCUCGGCGAUCCUGGACAAUGACAAUAUCAACCUUGGCUGGCGUCCAAGCGAAGCGUUCCCCAUUCCGCCGAAGAACUCGACGACGCCGCAAGCCGGUUCCGCGGGGCAGGACCCCAGCACUUCCUUUUCUUCUUCCGCAACUGCUGUGCAGACGUCGUUGCUCUCCAUCACCACGGCAGCGCUGCUCGCCGCUGUGCUGGUGACGGUGUGCUAA
Messenger RNA from Malassezia japonica, 1029 nucleotides. RefSeq lists its product as uncharacterized. Lineage: Eukaryota; Fungi; Basidiomycota; Malasseziomycetes; Malasseziales; Malasseziaceae. The transcript has a single exon. The coding region runs from base 1 to 1029 and encodes 342 amino acids. The record is from RefSeq and is a predicted model, not a curated record.